GUGUGACGUUCCUCGCUGACGUGCGGGGCGGUUGAACCCUGCCUGGGCGCACCGGGUCACUGCUGCUCGGCAAGGCAGGGCGGUCGGCACUGGAGCGGAGCGGCUGGCUCGGGGACCCGCCCUGGGGAGCGAGGCUUAAGCAACUUAUCUCGUUCUGCGGUGGUUGCCAAACGGUGGCAACCCUCCGCCGUGUCCCUGUUUCCCCCUGCGGAGGCCACCACACACACCUGGCUACGAGGAAGGAAAAGGAAAUGUGCCCACUUCGUCUCCAACUUGUGCAAGUGAUCUGAUUGGGGCGUGGUUCCUUAGAUCCCAGAAGUAGAUCCAUACUCACAGUGACAGAGGACACGCGAAAAGUGGUGCUUUAUGUUUGUGAAGGGAUACUAGCACAUAUUGGCAUGGCCUGUCCCUAGCAUUUCCUUGGGUCUGGAGCACACUGGGCCGUGAGAGAAUGAUAGCCAAAGAAAGGUGCCUGCCGUGACAACUGAUUGGUGAAGUGUUAGAAAAAUCACCUCAAAGGGAAAUUUGAGACCACUUAUUCUUGAGUCAAAUGAAUGACCAUGGCCUAGGAACACAGAUUCAGGUAAGGAGACCUGGGCCUCAUUGUCUCUGUCUUCUGUUACCUGGCUGAGGAAAAUGGAUGCCUAAAGGAUCCCCGUCUGUUUUAAAGAGAAGAAUUUCAGCUGUUUACUGAGGUUGCAAAGAUAAUCCUCCUGGCUGAUGGAUAGACAGAGAUAUUCAUCACUCAACUCCUCCACAAAGAAGAGCUAAAGAUGCUCAGUUGUGUUCAGAGGGGGAAAAAAAGAGUGAAGCUGUUUCUUACCCUGUGUAUUCAUCAGAUCGUCUUGAAAUUUAACUAAAAAUAUGACAGCUCUUUCUUCAAAGAACUGCUCUUUUCAACACCAGCUACGUCAGUCUCAGCAGCCCCUCGAUGCCUCCUGUCUGUUGUUCUUGAUCCUACUUGGGAAAGUGUUAUUAAAUAUCCUCAUCCUCAGAGUGAAAAGGAAAGACACCCGUUGGACUUUAAUGGAGUAUUUCUGCUUUUCACUAGCAUUUGUUGAUCUCCUGCUGUUGGUAAACAUUUCCAUUUUGACCUACUUCAGGGACUUUGUAGUUCUAGGUAUUAGGUUUACUAACUAUCACAUCUGUCUGCUCACACAAAUCAUUUCCUUCACUUAUGGCUUCUUGCAUUAUCCAGUUUGCUCACUGGCUUGUAUAGACUACUGGUGUAAUCUGUCUAGAGCCACCAAGCAUCCAUCUAGGUGGCAAAAGUUACUUUAUUUCUUGACAGUCAUUUUAACUUGGAUCUCAGUCCUUGCUUACGUUUUGAGUGAUCCAGCCAUCUCGGUAAGCCUAAAGGCACACAGGGCUUAUGUGUCCCCGUGCCCCUCCUAUGUCAGCGCUCAGAGUCACUGGCUGUCACUGUCCAUGCUAAUGGUGUUAUUUGUGGCCUUUCUGAUUUCAUGGCAAGAAGUUGUUGCCUUGAUACAGGCUAUGAGGAUAGCAUCCUAUAGGAACAAGGCCGUCCUCUAUUUUCCUUUCCCACCCCACUCCGGUUACAUUGUGAGCUCCAGAGAAGCACUCUUGCCCAGGCUCAUUGUGUGCUUUCUCGGUACCUGGUUUCCCUUUGUAGUACUUCAGGUCCUCAUCCUCUCACUCGGAGUUCAGAUCCCAGCGUACAUAGAAAUGAAUGUCCCCUGGCUGUACUUUGUCAACAGCUUCCUCAUUGCUGCAGUUUACUGGUUUAACUGCCACAAGCUUUAUUUGAGAGACAGCACAUUACCUGUGGAUCCUUUCAUCAACUGGAAAUGCUGCUUCGUGCCAGUCCAUAGACUUAAGCAAGUGGAGAGGCCUAUCUCCAUAAUCAUUUGUUAACAUGCUGCUGUGCUGGGAGGACGUCAGAAGCACCAAGAUCAAUCUUACAAGGACAAAGGAGGCUCAGGACAUGUAAUUGAAACUCUUGCCCCCUAACACUUACCUUCACAGCACAGCCUCUGUGGGGCAGAUAUUGCGCAGUGCUAAGGACACAUUAACACAGCAGAAUUUUUAUGACUGCUCGGCAACAUUGUGUAAGUAUUGGACAUUAAUUCAAAAGCAAAAUAAACACAUUAACAUGU
This is a messenger RNA of Mastomys coucha (southern multimammate mouse), 2117 nucleotides long. It is a transcript of the gene Gpr160, whose product is annotated as G protein-coupled receptor 160. Bases 865 to 1875 code for a protein of 336 amino acids. NCBI's taxonomy places the organism in Eukaryota, Metazoa, Chordata, Mammalia, Rodentia, Muridae. Gene Ontology annotation, cellular component: signaling receptor complex; plasma membrane. The transcript has 6 exons. The record is from RefSeq and is a predicted model, not a curated record.